GACUCCUAUUAGUUAGAAAACCAAAAAAAAAAACACUCUUUAAGUUGGAGAAGUUUUGAAGGAGAGGAAAAAGCCAAGAGAUGGUGCAUCCUUUGGUUGAUAGAGCCACAAGCGAUAUGCUUAUUGGUCCUGACUGGGCCAUGAACCUUGAGAUAUGUGACAUGCUUAAUCAUGAGCCUGGGCAAUAUAGAGAAGUUGUGAGUGGAGUAAAGAAAAGGCUCGCUAGUAGGACUACCAAGGUUCAGCUUUUGGCUCUUACUUUGCUGGAGACAAUGAUCAACAAUUGUGGGGAACUCAUUCACAUGCAACUUGCUGAAAAGGACAUUCUUCAUAAGAUGGUGAAGAUGGUCAAAAGGAAGCCUAACAUCCAAGUGAAGGAGAAGAUAUUGAUACUUAUAGAUACUUGGCAAGAGAGCUUCUCAGGUCCUCAAGGAAGACAUCCACAAUAUUAUGCCGCAUACCAAGAAUUGUUGCGUGCAGGAAUUGUAUUCCCUCAAAGACCUCCUCAACCCACAGUUAGUUCAGGACAAACUGGUCCCUCGACAAUGUAUAAUCAGAAUGCUCGUAACGCUAGACAAGAAGCUAAUGAUACUUCCACAGAGUCAGAGUUUCCUACUUUGAGUCUGACAGAAAUUCAAAAUGCAAAAGGGAUUAUGGAUGUCUUAGCUGAAAUGUUGAACGCAAUAGAUGAAAACAACAAAGAGGGACUUAAACAAGAGGUUGUUGUAGAUCUUGUUAGCCAAUGUCGCACCUAUAAACAAAGAGUAGUACACCUUGUAAACUCUACAUCAGAUGAAUCGUUGCUUUGCCAAGGCCUAGCCUUAAAUGAUGAUUUGCAACGGUUACUUGCGAAGCACGAAUCCAUCGCUUCUGGAAACCCUACGCCAGAAAAGGGAGAAAAAUCUAAAAAACAAGUUGCUAAGGAGGCAAAUCAGAUCAUAGAUGUUGGAUCAAGCAGUGAAACGAAAGAUGGUAGUAUUGUGGCUGUUGCACCAAAUGGUCCAAAGAUAGAUCUUCUUAGUGGAGAUGACUUUGAGACACCGAAUGGAGAAAACUCACUGGCACUUGUUCCUCUUGGACCUGCACAACCAAGUAGUCCUGUACCAACACCAGAUAACUCCAUGGUCUUAAUCGACAUGUUAUCAGAUAAUAACUGCGAAAGCUCUACUCCAACUUCGAGUCCACACUCGCAUAAUCAGAUGGUGCCACAAAACUACUCAAAUGGAUUUGGACAAGGGUCAUCUGGUCCUGUCUGGAAUCUCCAAAUUACCCAGCAACCAUCUUCUCCUGCAUACGGAAACCAAAACCAACCCUUUUCACCUACCUUUAGCCCGCCCAUCUCACCGCACUAUGGUGGACAAAACAACAAUGUGUUAGCACUACCACCACCACCAUGGGAAGCUCAAUCUCCAAGCUCUAGUCCUCACUACUCUCCUACUCACCCGAUGCAAGUGACUCAAGUUGUCAUCACCACGCACACUCAUCAACCGCUAGGUUACAACCCUCAAGGUGGCUCUCCUCACGCUUUCAACAACAACCCUCAAGGUGGCUCUCCUUAUGCUAUCAACAACAACAAUAAUAACAUGUUCGGUAUGCUUCCCCCUCCAAUGACAGGAGGCCACAUGCAACCCUUAGGCCAUCACAAUCCUGCUGCCAUGUACGGAGGCUAUGGAGGACAGCCUCAGCCACCACAACAGUAUUUUGGAGAACAACAAAUGUACGGAGGCUACGGGGGACAACCUCAGCCACCUCAAGAGCAUCUUGUAGAACAACAAAUGUAUGGAAUGUCACUUCAAGACAAUGGAGCCAACAAUGCCAACCCCUACCAAGUGUCUUCUCAUUCUUCGGGUUUUAAUUAUCAGCAACCAAUGAUGAAACCUGUGAACAAGAAACCAGAGGACAAGUUGUUUGGAGAUCUUGUUGAACUCUCCAAGUCAAAGAAACCUACCGAACGAGCCGGUAGUAUGUAAAACCCCACUGUUUCACCAUUUUUCAUAGAGUUUUCAAUUUUAAUGUUGACUUUAUACAUUUUCUUAGAAAAUAAUUCUGAAAAUUUUCUU
Molecule: messenger RNA, 2060 nt
Organism: Brassica oleracea var. oleracea
Lineage: Eukaryota; Viridiplantae; Streptophyta; Magnoliopsida; Brassicales; Brassicaceae
Product: TOM1-like protein 2
Exons: 10
Coding region: 81-1970 (629 amino acids)
Biological process (GO): protein transport to vacuole involved in ubiquitin-dependent protein catabolic process via the multivesicular body sorting pathway
Molecular function (GO): phosphatidylinositol binding; ubiquitin binding
Source: RefSeq, a predicted model, not a curated record